GCGUAGUGUUACCUGCCUUGGGCGUGGUGUUGGUGAUGCAGCUCCUCACUACUCACCCCGCACAGCAGCCCACCAACCUCGCCAGCCUCAUCGUCCCAGGCGAGGCCAUUGACCCCAUCUACGAGGAGAAGAUUGGUCACGGCCACAACACCCUCAGGAAGGAGCUCAAGGACCCUGAGAACUCCCUACCAGUGAUGCCCAAACCUUCCCCUGUCACUCACGACCGUCACCCUGCUGCACCCCUCCCUCUUCCCCCUGGCGUUCCUAAUAGCAGUGGCAGUAGUAGUAGUAGUAGUAGUCAGCAGGCAAUCAGUGGGGCUAAUAAACAGAGAGGCGGUAGUAGUAGUGGAUAGUAGCGGUGAUGGUGGGAGACAGCAAGGUCAAGAAGUCCUCCUCCUCAUCAUCAUCAUCGUCCUCCUGGUCGAUGGCAACUGCUAAUAUCACCGACAGCCACAAGGUUCGAUUCAAAGAUCACGCCAUCACCAACCAGACGGUGACGCUAACACUCAUGUCCAGCUCCGACAAGGUCUUCAUGUCCCUCAACAAGAAGGAGAUCUACAGGAACCUCGGUGAUCGCGGCCUACACCUGGUGGUGCUCAACCAACACACGGGGAAGGUGAUGGCCCGUCAGGUGUUCGAUACCUUCAGCGUCGGCGUCGAGGAGGAGAUGGUCGAGUUUAUUGACGACGUCCGCGAUGGCAGAAUCCUCGUGUUUGCUGUCUUGGACGAGGCCAGUAAAACUUAUCAUGGCGAGGGAGGAACAAACUGAAGGAGUUGGGGUCGAGGUGGUUUGGACAAGCUGGGCUGGGACAUGUGGGCUCUCGUCACCAGGAAGGGCGGACUGAAGAUGGCUGAGACGUACUCCAACGUGGCCACUGCUGACACAGGCUAUGAGUGGGGGCGCCCAGUGUUCCUCAGGACUGACUUUAACCUUGAGGAAGAGAAUGAUGAGUGCCAGUGGCCCCAGAACGAGAGGAAUGAUGCCCGUCGUGUGUCUUGCCGGAGGUAUGAUGGCUGGUGGGGCCGUGUGUGAGUGUGAGGUCACCUCCUGGUACGAUGUCUUCUUCCACACCGAUGACAAGCUUCACAAACAGCUGUCACUGAAGAAGAUGUAUAAGGACAUAGGUGUGGUGAUCUUAGCUACGGACAGACCUCAUUACCUGUACAAGACAAUGAAGGCGCUGUGGGAGGCACCUGGUCUAAACCGUGACCGUGUGGCAGUGUACGCCAGCUCCCACCACCGUGAGAUCACUGCCGUGGCCACACUGUUUGGCGUCCACCUCGUUGUUGAUCCGACACGAGGCAACUCAACCAAGGAACACAUCAGGCACAAGGUUCAGAGAGUCUUCAGGGACGUGAUGGGUGCCAAAUUCCCCAGCGAGACGGUGCCUGAAGGUGCCUUGCCCGAGGACGUCUUAACCCCCUUCACCUGCGGCCACAUCCUGAUACUCGAAGACGACAUUCAAGUCUCUGUCGACAUUUUCAAGUUCCUGUACUCGGUGUCCCCGGUGCUAGAGAGGGACCACACGGUGUUGGGUAUCUCCUCCUACAACUAUUACGGGUUCACGGACGUAGCCAUCUCCCUCACUACUGUUUACCGCACUGAUGAACUUAACCCCAUGGCUCUCCUCCUCCCCUCCCGCGUCGUAUAUGACCACAUCGCUCCCAAUUGGCCCAAAGUUAAUACUACCAAAGAAUGGUACCAGCCCCUUAGCCAGGCUCUGAAGGCUGUGAGAGGAAGGGCGUUGCUCUACCCCGAGGUGCCACGAGCUCGACACACGGGGUACCGGGGAGAGACAAUUGCGGGUGGCAUCCAGUACAACUUCUUCAGGGACCACAUCCUCGCUCUCACCACCGACUAUGACCUGUCUGACGCAGAAGUACUGAAGCUUGAGGCUUCCCAGUACGAGGCGAGAUUAAUAGAUACACUCAAAAGUGCAGCGGUCAUCAGAUUCGAUUUCUGCCAACACGAUCUUCUCUACAAGGAGGAUCCACUAGUGAUGUAUAUUUCCUACAAUGGUAGCCACAGUGAUGAUACUACCUUCUCAUACGUCAUGAAGUGUUUACGGACGUGGAGUUUGUACCCCGAGGCUGGGUGGCGGGGAGUGUGGCAGUUCCACUACCAUGGUCAUUUGCUCAGCAUCGUCGGCGUCCCAUUCUCCCCUUACAGCUACCUGAUGCCCAAGGACCAUGAAGUAGUGAAGGCUCCACCAACUACCACCACCAGCAGCGCCUCCUCCGAGUCAUCCUCUUCCUCCUCCCCGACACCCGCAUCCGAUAGCCACCCAUAAAUGAACAUGUACUACUGCUUCUCAAUUAUAGGAAGUAUAUUAAGAGUUAAUUUAAGUAACACCAACGAUAUAACACUUACUCAUAUAUCCGGAAACGAUUGUAACUAAAGAAAAAUGCAUUCAGUCUAUGGUCAUAUUACAUGUAACCCAAAUAUCCUGUCAAAAAAUGAUAGAGUAACGUAAUUAAAGUAACUCGUGGUAGUUUGAGAGAUAUAAUGAAUGGUAAGUUUAGUUAUAUAAGCAGGAAGAAGAGCACACCCAAAGACAGAGUAUUGCCUCAUGUGUCCAGUAGUUUGAAGAACAUUAAACACGCAGUAGUAGUUUUCAUCUCAAAAGCACAAUAAAAAAACCCCAAUAAUUUCACAUAUAAAAUAAAAUACCAUAAAAUCUUCCUAUGCAAAAACAUAACAAAGAUAAAGUAGUAUUUAAGAGAUACAGUAGCGUAGUUGAAGACAAUUAUUAAUAAAUUUGGCAGGAAAGAAAAUACCCACCAAAAAUUACCCAGAGGAUGUUCUUUUCUGCGUGUCUAGUAACGACAGCAGGUGAGUUAAAAGGUGCAUCAUUAAUUAGCUCAUCAAUCACUGUACAAUUAGAUUGAUUACUAAGGUGUCAUUGUUGGUGUUAGAGAGAAAGUAAAAUUAUAUUGAUCACUGAAUAAAAUUGUGUUAAUGUA
Molecule: messenger RNA, 2964 nt
Organism: Homarus americanus (American lobster)
Lineage: Eukaryota; Metazoa; Arthropoda; Malacostraca; Decapoda; Nephropidae
Product: protein O-linked-mannose beta-1,2-N-acetylglucosaminyltransferase 1-like
Exons: 15
Coding region: 891-2291 (466 amino acids)
Biological process (GO): protein O-linked glycosylation via N-acetylgalactosamine
Cellular component (GO): Golgi membrane
Molecular function (GO): beta-1,3-galactosyl-O-glycosyl-glycoprotein beta-1,3-N-acetylglucosaminyltransferase activity
Source: RefSeq, a predicted model, not a curated record